AUGACUACUGUUACCUCUGUCCCCGGGCCUUUCAGGGCACCCGUUACAUCGAAAGAUUCAUGGAGAACCCUGUUUGUGGACUUAAGCAGUAACCUGUCAUCGGAGGAAUUUGUUCGAAUCACGCAGUAUCUCCGUAGACGGCAGAUACCACUACCAGGCGAGGAGAAUUUAAAAUCGUCUUUAGAUAUAUUUAUAUACUUGGAAAACAUUGGCUGCAUUUCCGGGAGUGACAUCUCCCUUCUGAUGGAUAUUUUAGAUCAUAUUGAGCGGAAAUCGUUGAAAAAGAUGGUCGCAGCGCACCAGGAGAACACAGUGGAUAAGCACGAUGAUCAGCCACGUCAUACAGGGAUGGUCAGUAAACUGCUGAUAACAACCGGAGUCAUUGUUUACCUGGCAGCCUCGGCCUGGUUUGUAGGAAUCGAAUCUUUCAUAUUCUUCGGAGUAUUGAUCCUGUUGCUUGGAGUAGUCCCGGCUAUUCGAGGACUCGGAGGGAAAGUUGUGAUAUCGGCGAUUAUAGCUGGAGCGGCGGCACUUGUAUUUGAUUUGUCAGGAACGGUAAUGAUAAUAAUAUUCAUAGUCUUAUCUAUCGGAUCUUUAAUUCAAGAAAAGCUGAAACAACGACGAGCUGCCAAUUUCAAAGCCACGCCCUCGGAUGUUCUUUGA
Molecule: messenger RNA, 663 nt
Organism: Saccoglossus kowalevskii
Lineage: Eukaryota; Metazoa; Hemichordata; Enteropneusta; Harrimaniidae
Biological process (GO): regulation of apoptotic process
Molecular function (GO): protein binding
Source: RefSeq, a predicted model, not a curated record